This is a messenger RNA of Siniperca chuatsi (mandarin fish), 1785 nucleotides long. It is a transcript of the gene mbd3a, whose product is annotated as methyl-CpG binding domain protein 3a. Bases 173 to 907 code for a protein of 244 amino acids. The transcript is spliced from 7 exons. The record is from RefSeq and is a predicted model, not a curated record. NCBI's taxonomy places the organism in Eukaryota, Metazoa, Chordata, Actinopteri, Centrarchiformes, Sinipercidae.
ACAAGGCUGCCUGGCGGAGUGAUCUACAGUUGUCCUGACGGGAGACAGACAGCGGGGUUCGAUAACAAACAAGACUCCGUGAAAUAUUAUGACUGCAAUAAAAGGCAGCUAGCUGGCUUCUUAUCUUUUAUAAGCCGGAAUCACAUGCGAACAAAUCAAGACAGCGGGGACCAUGGAAAGAAAAAGUGUACCUGUUAAGCGCAUUCUCCACAAGCCCCAGACAGUCCGUAGUCUGGGCAGCAACCUUCACACGGAUGUGAAUGCCAACCACUCCCGGGCUGCAAGGUCGCUCCUGACCAAAGUGCAGCACAGCAGGCACAAGCAUAUCUAUGACAUCAGCCAUCAAAUCAGGGCCAAGCCUGAUUUAAACACAACACUACCAGUUCGACAGACAGCAUCCAUCUUUAAACAACCAGUGACCAAGGUAACAAAUCAUCCCAACAACAAGGUGAAGACAGACCCGCAGAAGGCUGUGGACCAACCGAAACAACUGUUCUGGGAGAGGAAGUUGAGCGGGUUAAAUGCAUUUGAUAUCGCAGAGGAGCUGGUGAAAACUAUGGAUCUUCCCAAAGGCUUACAGGGUGUUGGGCCUGCGUGUUCAGAUAAAACACUGCUCUCUGCCAUCGCCAGUGCCCUGCACACCAGCCCCGCUCCCAUCACUGGACAACUCACUGCUGCAGUGGAGAAAAAUCCUGGAGUCUGGCUCAACACCGGACAACCUCUCUGCAAGGCCUUCGUAGUGACUGAUGAUGACAUCAGGAAGCAGGAGGACCUGGUGCAGAAUGUGAGGAGGCGGCUCGAGGAAGCCCUCACGGCUGAUAUGUUGGCUCAUAUGGAGGACAGCGCUGCAGAUGCAGCAGCCAGCAAAGUAGAGAAGGUAGAGCAGGUGGACAAGGAGGAAUUAUAGCCAAGGCUUGUUUGACAUGAAGUUUGCUGGUAAACUCCUUUCAUUUUCAAAUAAUUGGCUCCAUGAAGAUUUUUUUUAUACACUUUUAACUGAAAUAGACCCUAAAUGCAGACAUUCUGCAGAGUUUGUUAACCUAAACAAAGACUGUUUUCUUUAUUGUUUCUUUAUUUUUUUUGUUUUACAUGUGACAGUGUAAUCACGUGAAAGCGUGCUUUUGAGUUUCAGUUUUCAGUUCAUGUUUACCUCUAUUAAUGUAUGGCAGUUGUGGAUGGUGCUAUAUACAAUGCAGUGUUACAUUUAGUUAACAGCUGUUCAAGCUCCAAGUUAAAAACACAAACCUGAUGUGUGAGACUGAUAAGUAAGUGUGUGUGUGUGUGUGUGUGUGUGUGUGUGUGUGUGUGGGUAGGUGGGUGUUUGUGUGUUGGAAAGUAUCAGAACCUCCUAAAGUAUAUUUCUUUUUAACUCUUCUACCUGAACAUGUUGCUCUUCUAUAUUUUACUCUGGCACUGUAGGCAGUGUGUUUAUGUUUGGAAGCAUAGAAAGUUUGCAGUAUGUUUAUGUGCACACAGCAUCCUUGUGGCUGUGACUAUUAAAAUUUAGCUAAUUGAUUAAAGGUUUUAUAGUUCAAUGUACUGUUUGCAUUUCUCACAAUAACCUGAGUUUACAUGGUUUUGAAGUUAAAUGAAUGGUAUUUUUAUUGACAAAAGAAUAAUCAGUAUUGUUUUGCCAAUUACAUUUGAGUUUAGACAGUCACAGAAAAGUACAAAAAUCACAAUGCUGAUGUACCUCAAAACAAGAUGUACUGUACCUCAUUACAAGAUUCAUUAUUUGUCUCUGUACUACUGUGUCACUGUCAAAUAAAUGCAGCUCUUUUAUGA